Scatophagus argus is the source of this 4253-nucleotide messenger RNA. It is a transcript of the gene znf598, whose product is annotated as zinc finger protein 598. The transcript has 12 exons. Lineage: Eukaryota; Metazoa; Chordata; Actinopteri; Scatophagidae. The record is from RefSeq and is a predicted model, not a curated record. Gene Ontology annotation, biological process: rescue of stalled cytosolic ribosome; protein ubiquitination. The coding region runs from base 244 to 3006 and encodes 920 amino acids. Gene Ontology annotation, molecular function: ribosome binding; ubiquitin protein ligase activity.
CACUAUGGGACACACGUGGAACAGUCGUGAGAGCCUGCGCAAAUAGAUAAGUAUAGGUAUAGGGCAUAAGCAGCGCUACAGGAAUGGUUGCCGUUUAUCCACAUGCUAUACAAAUCAGUGCUGAGACUACAGUUACGCGACGCGCCUGUAGCUCAGACUUUCAUUAUUACGUAAGUACUUCAGCGGCUGUGGCUCUCGCUGAUAGCAAACACUAUUAAAGUUGAUUUGUGCCUUUUCGCGACUAUGGAUUCAACAGCCACUAAAGAAGCAGAGAAGCACUGCGUCCUAUGCUGCCAAGAAGUCGAUAUUUUCGCCUUAGGGAAAUGCGACCACCCGGUUUGUUACCGCUGCUCCACCAAAAUGAGGGUGCUGUGCGAUCAGAAGUACUGCGCAGUCUGCCGGGAGGAGCUCGACAAGGUGGUGUUCGUGAAAAAACUAGAGGCCUUCUCGUGCUUGCCCUACCAACAGUUCCCCUGUGAGAAGAAGCAUGAUAUCUAUUUCAGUAAUGAGAAGAUCUAUGCCCAGUACAGGCAUCUGCUGUUGCCAGAGUGCCUCCGCUGUUCAGAGCCUAAAGUCUUCUCCAAGUUUGAGGAGCUGGAGCAACACAUGAGGAAGCAACAUGAGCUCUUCUGCUGCAAGCUCUGCUCAAAGCAUCUCAAGAUCUUCUCCCACGAGCGAAAGUGGUACAACCGUAAGGAGUUGGCACGUCACCGAGCGCACGGAGACCCAGACGACACCAGUCACAGAGGACACCCGCUCUGCAAGUUCUGCGAUGACCGUUACCUUGAUAAUGAUGAGCUGCUUAAACACUUACGUAGGGACCACUACUUCUGCCAUUUCUGUGAUGCAGACGGUUCCCAAGAAUAUUACAGUGAUUAUCAGUACCUGAGCGAGCACUUCAAAGAGAGUCACUAUCUGUGUGAGGAAGGCCGCUGUGCCACAGAACAGUUCACCCAUGCAUUCCGUACUGAGAUAGACUACAAGGCCCACAAGGCAGCAGCACACAGCAAGAACAGGGCAGAGGCUCGACAGAACCGCUACAUCGACCUACAGUUUAACUACGCCCCGAGACAACAGAGGAGGAACGAAGGUCUGGUGACAGGUGAGGACUAUGAGGAGGUGCGUCACAGUCGAGGAGGAAGAGGAGGAAGGUCUCAUGGGGGACAGAAGAGCUGGAGGUACUCCCGAGAGGAAGAAGACAGGGAGGUGGCUGCUGCUAUGAGGGCGUCCAUGGCGAUGCGUCGUCAGGAGGAGAGAGGAGCGGUGCAGGAGAGGAGCGCUCCCAAACACUGCCGAGAGGACAGGACAGAAAGGACAGAGCCAGAAGAGCCCAGACACAAGAAUGGACACAUCAACCAAACAAGCAAACCUCCAGUAAGAACAAUGAAGAGCACUGAGCCAGAAGAAGAUGACUUUCCAGCUUUAGGGGCCACAGCUGCCACAUCCAUAGUAAAUCCAGCUCCUGUGCCCGUAGCAGCAGCUCGAGCAGCUUUAAAGGAAGACGACUUCCCAAGUCUCUCGGCUGCUGCUGUCACAUCACCAAUGACCCCUGCUUACUCUGCACAAAAGAAGAAGACUUCAUCUUUCCAAGAGGAGGAUUUCCCCGCUCUUGUGUCCAAAGUCCGGCCCCUCAAAACUGCAGCUCGCACCAACUCGGCUUGGUCCAACCAUACUGCUCCAGCUAAACCCACCACUCAUCCCCCUCCUUCCUCAAGACCUCCCCCUCCACUCUCAUGUGCACCCUCUGGCCCUCAGGUCCUCUCCUCCUCAGCAUCUUCUUCAUCUUCACGCAGGAAAAAGAAAGUAGGGGACAGUGGGAAAGCCACAUCUACCCAAUCUCCUCCUUCUUCUGAUGAUGAAGGCGGCGGACUGACUCAGCAGGAGUUCCGCUCGGUCCCCACCAUGUUGGAUAUCUCCUCUCUGCUCACCGUUAAAGGAGGCAACAGCAAACCUCCUACUGUGGCCUCCAACCCUCCAAACCAAAACCCCAACCCUGAUCCUCCUACCUCAAAAGCCAGCAAGAAGAAAAAGCCGCAGAAGAACACAGCUGUGCCCCCUACGUCUUCAUCUUCAGUUUCAGGGGUGACACAAAGUGUAAGUGCAGUCUCAGUGGAAACGGUGGCGCAAAAGGAGAACGUCCCUGAGAAAUCUUGGAACAAACCACUUUCCGGUGCUGUGACAGGAGCUCUGACAAGUGGGUUGGUUAAUGGCCACCCUGAGAAAUCACCACCCAUUAAUAAAGAGGCAGUUGCGGUAACGCCACAUCCCAGCACAGACCCACCUCUUGAACAGGAGGAAGAGUUCCCUGCUCUCAUGACCAAGAAACCACCACCAGGAUUCAAGAGCUCCUUCCCGAUGAAGGCCUCCGAUCUGCCCCCUCCUCCACCUGGCCUAGGAGUUGCAGCCGCUAGACCUCCCCCAGGAUUCACCGGGAUCCCCCUCAACAGCAACGUGGUGGUGCCUGCUCCCUCUGCAGUCAACCUGCCCCCGAAGGUGUUGAGCAGUGAUUACAUGGCUCCGGAUGACUUUCAUCAGCGGAAUCUGGAGUUGAUCCUGUCCAUUAGAAAGUACCUCCAUAAUGAUGAGUCAAAGUUCAACGAGUUCAAAAACUACUCUGCACAGUUCAGACAGGGUGUGAUCUCAGCAGCCCAGUACCACCGCAGCUGCAAGGACCUGCUCGGAGACAACUUUAACCGCAUCUUCAACGAGCUUUUGGUGCUCUUGCCGGACACUGGCAAGCAGCAGGAGCUCCUGACUGCCCACGGAGACUGCAAGGCAAUGGAGAAGCAGUCAGGUGCAGGAGGAGGAAAGAAGAACAAGAACAAGAAGAACGCCUGGCAGACAACGACCCCAGCGGCUAACGCAGCAGCUGAACUGGAUUGUCAGGUGUGCCCCACUUGCAGACAGGUACUGGCCCCCAAAGACUUCAACUCCCACAAGACCCUCCACGUCGGUGAGAGUGAGGAGUUCCCCUCCUUGCAGUCAAUUAGCCGAAUUAUCAGCUAGCCCCUUGCUUUUCCUCUGCCCUGUUUGCCAUCGUGGGGUUAACUUUCAGUUUUCCCCCGAGUCCCAGUCAAAGUCAGUGAGGGAAAACGGCAGGCUGAUUCCAGUGUGAGCACAUCCCAGCAGAGUUUGGGGAUUAUAUCUCAUAACAAAUUGGAAUUUAAGAUGGUUUAUGGUGUUUUUACUUUCCAUGGGGAAUUGUGUUAAUAGGUUUUGUGUGAAUGUUCACAAGUUAAACACAAAUUUGCCCCAUUUCAACUGAUGUCUCCAGCUGGCACUGGUCUAACCAGAAUUUAUUUAAUGAAGAAAGAGGAGAGACAAGCUGAGGCUUUGCUUGAUUACAUAGCUCCCUAAUAAAGGAAAUCGUAUUCAUUUCAAUGUUUUGCUUUGCCUUUUCACUUGAUGACAAAAGGUGUUUUGUCAGAGUUGAUCAAGUUUGAUUAAUUCCCCUGCGGGGCAGCUUAGUUUGAUGGCAAAAUAAACAAAAGCACGUUCAGUUCAAAUGUUCAGCACCAUAUUUAUUUAAGUGUAGCAGUUUAAUUGCUUUUAAUUAAUUGUUGCUUCAUGGGGAGAAAGGCCUGUUAAGUGUUUUGAGACUGGAUUUUUCCCUGUCAGAGGUAUCAUAUAGGAGGGUGAGUGACAGGAAGUAAAUAAUGGGAAUAAGAACAAAUUUUGGUUCACAUUUAAAUGCUUUAUACCUUUUGUUUUUUUUUAAAGAGCAUUUGGUUCACUGAAGAUUCACAUUAGAGUUGGUGAUUGAUGAAUUGGUUAAUUAGUGCAAUGGUGUGAAACUAAAUGGAACUAAACAAUAAAAGAGUUUCCUUGCAUGUUUUCCACAGUUAUAACUACUUACUUUACUAGGAUUUAUUUUGGGUAUACCUUCUGUUAUCAUGAAGAAAAUUUAGUGCAAUCAUAAUGCUUGUAAUACAAAAAAAAGUCAUUCCGAACACCACGCACACUCACUUUUUGCCUCCAUUUGAAUUCCAGCUCUGACACUCUGGCCAUGUUUACUCUGUUUGUUUGGAAGAGGGCUGGUUACAACCAGCACACAGUCUGUUCAUCUUCUCUCUCAGGACCCUCAGCUUGCAAUGCUGCCCACCUGGGUGUGCAUCUGUCUCGUGUUUGUAUGUGUGUAUGUUUGUGCAUCUGAAUGAGUGUGUAUGUAUGUAGAGUUUGUCUAUUCAUCGUGCAGCAGCUGCCUGCCUUUUCUCUCUGGCUUCAAUAAAGCUGUUGUCUGUCAACACUUUAAA